GGGCCGGGGCUGCCGCCCGGGCAGGUCCAGGGGGCUCAGUCUGGCAGAGCGUGGGGCCGAGGGAGCUGCCGUAAGCAGAGACGUGGCGGCCAGACGGGCUAAGUGCUGGUUUGCGUAAUUAGAAGGCGCGUAAUUAGAAGGCGUCAGGGGCGCGUGUCUGUGAAUAUGCCUGAGUGGGCCUGGAGUCUGGAUCUUUGGACCCCGUUUUCCUUCUGGAAUUCUUGAGCUCAUAGCUCCCUGUCUGUCUGGGGGUGAGCAGCUGUACGGCCCCUCCCCGUGGGCUCAGUCAUCCAGCAGGUGCCAGGCAUGGCCAGGGUGGGACGGGGCCUCUCUGUGGCUCUUGUGGCUCUUGUGCCUCUUACUUGCCACCCCUGUCCCAGCCCUCUGGGCCCACCCCAGGGACGUGGAGGGGUGCUGGCUCUGGGGACUGGCAGGCCUGCAGGGCCAGCCUGAGGCCUUAGGCCUGGCUGUCCGGUCUGUGGUUUAGACCUAUGAAGAACGAAGGAGGAGGGCGCGGGGAGAGGAGCUUGAGCUGGGCUGGGCGGGGGAAGGGACACUUGUGACCAUGUUGGAGGAGGAACUGGUGGAGGAUGGGGCUGGGGGGUGCCACCUGUUGGGUGCUAACUGUCAGGGUGUGGCCUUCACUCUGCUCUGUGGCUGGACCUCCUGUCCUGGCUUUUCCGCUGAGCUGGCCUUGGGCCGAGAGCCACUGCUGGAGAUCUGGAGAGUCCCGAGGGUGGUGUGACCGAUCCCUCUCCCUCCCCCGUGGUGUAACUCAAACCCCUGGCCGCUGAGGUCUGCACCAGGCCAGGCUGCCCGGCGCGGGCAGAUCAGUUUCCUCCGGCUCCUUUCCAGGUGGGAAGUUCAGGCCUCCUGGAGGCCGAGGGCUCUAGCAACCAGGGCUGCACUGCAGGCACUGCUUCUCGGCCGGGCUUGGCACCAGGUGGCUCGGGGCUCCAGGUGGGGCCCCCUCCACCUGCUGGGCUUGCUUCCCCCUUGGGGGUCAGAGGCUGUCUGUGGCCUGUCCCCAAGGCCCCACGAGGGUGAGGCUUCCCUCACCCUCCUGAGCCUGGAGCCAGGCCUCUUGGGAAGAUGUCUCCCUUAUUCUGCCUCUGCCCCUCCUGUCAUCUCAUCCGAAUCCUUCUUACGCCUCCAUCCUGUCUGCUGGCCGGAGACCUUUCUCCAGAGGGGGCCACACUCCUGGGCCUGGGGGCUCAGCCAGGCCCCCCCCCCGCCAGUGCCUUAUUUAGGUUCAGGGCACUUCGCUCCAGCGGGCACGGGGACCCUCAAGCUUAUCUGCUGGUUGUUGGGCCCCCUGGGACACGAGCGCCUCAAGGAAGGGACGGUGUCUGAUUGUUUAUCGCCUUUUAUGUGCUGAGGGCAGUGCCCGGUGCCUGAGAGGGGACAGAAGGUGCUGUGACACCCCCACCCACCCCCAGAGGUCUACUUACAGCCCAAGAGAUGCGGUCAGGCACACCACAGACCUCUGGGAAGCCUGCUGUGGACAUGGGACACCUGGGAGCACCAGGACUGAGGGCAUCGGGGGAGCUUUGGGUGCCAGACCCCGCUCUGGGGACACGGGAGUCCAGAGGAGUUUCCAGAAAGAGGCCUUGGUGUGGGGCUUGAAGUUGUGAGACAGAAGGCCUUCCUGGGAGCAGAAGCAGCAGGAGCCAAGGCAGGGAAGCAGCAGGGGCGGCCAGGCGCGUGGCCCCAAGUUCUGAGAGGCAGGAGCCUGAGAGCUGGGGUGAGAGCAGAGAGGCUGGGCUGGGGCACUGCCAGCCUCCCUCCCGCUCCGGGCCGAAGCUGUAGGCUUCCUUCCUCCCAUGCUCCCCCGCCUGGGCCCUCGGGCAGCAGGCUGUUUAUGGAAGAGGCAGGAAGCCCUUCCUCCUCUGGGAAGCCCCCCAGGCCUGUGCUGCCCUGGGAGGCUGGCCCCAGACAGGGCGCCCCCUCCUCUGCGCAGGGCUGCAGGGGCUGGAGUGGUGAAUGUGCCUGGAGCGCGGCAGCACCUGCCCAGCAACGCCUUUCCACUGUCCUGUCCAGCCCUGUCUUGGAAGCAGCGCUGGGAGGACGGCAGCUGUCCAUCUGUCCUUCUCCGGCUGAGCCUCCCCUCCAUCUGCCCCAGGCGGGCAGGGCCUGAGGAUGAAGCUGAGCCCCUGGCACUGGCCUCUGUCCUGCCUCCUUGUGCGUGUCCUGCCCUGUUCUUCCAGCUGCUGCCCUGGCCUCUGGCCACUCCAACGUCAACACCCCCCUGGCAGUGCCCACCCGGGGAGGAGCCCAAGCUGGACCCAGGGCAGGGCACAUUCUGCAGGUCCUGCUCCCCAGGUACCUUCUCAGCCUCCUGGGGCUCUAGCCCGUGCCAGCCCCACGCCCGCUGCAGCCCUCGAGGGAGGUUGGAGGCCCAGGCGGGCACGGCCACUCGGGACACACUAUGUGGAAAUUGCCAGCCUGGGUGGUUUGCCCCUUCCCAGGUCCCGGGUGUUCCCUGUCAGCCAUGCUCCUGGGCGCCUCUGGGUCCUCGGGGCUGUUAUGAGCGUGGGCAGCGCACCCGACGUGGCGUGGAGGUGGCAGCGGGGGCCAGCGGUGCAGGGGAGACGCGGCAGCCCGGGAACGGCACUCGGGCCAGCAGUGCCGAGGAGACGGCGGCCCAGUACGCGGUCAUUGCCAUCGUGCCCGUCUUCUGCCUCAUGGGGCUGCUGGGCAUCCUGGUGUGUAACCUGCUCAAGCGGAAGGGCUACCACUGCACCGCCCACAAGGAGGUGGAGCCUGGCCCCGGAGGCGGUGGAGGCAGCGGGAUCAACCCUGCCUACCGGGCCGAGGAUGCCAACGAGGACACCAUCGGGGUCCUGGUGCGCCUGAUCACAGAGAAGAAAGAGAACGCGGCGGCCCUGGAGGAGCUGCUGAAGGAGUAUCACUGCAAGCAGCUGGUGCAGACCAGCCACGGGCCUCUGCCCAGACCGGCUCCCCGCCCAGCCAGCAUGCCGCACAUCUGCUCAUACCGCCACCACCUCCACACGGUUCAGGGGCUGGCCUCGCAGCCCGGCUCCUGCUGCUCCCGCUGUAGUCAGAAGAAGUGGCCUGAGGUGCUGCUGUCCCCGGAGGCCGCAGCUGCCACUACUCCUGCUCCCAGGCUCCUGCCCAACCCAACCAGGGCGGCCAAGGCAGGACGCCAGGGCGAGGUCACCAUCUUGUCUGUGGGCAGGUUCCGAGUGGCUCGAAUUCCUGAGCAGCGGACGAGUUCCGGGGCCUCGGAGGUGAGGACUGUCACAGAGGGCGCGCCCUCGGGGGCCGAGCUCCCCGACUCCCCCCAGCCUGGCCUCCCCAGUGAGCAGCGAGCACUGCUGGCGGGUGGUGGAAGCCACGCCAGGUGGCUGCAGCCGCCAGCAGAGAACAAGGCCGAGGAGAACCGCUAUGUGGUCCGGCUAAGCGAGAGCACCCUGGUCAUCUGAGGGGCCGACCCAUCCGAGGACAUUGCAGCCCUGCCUUGGAAGGCUCUGAGGGCUUCCUGGAGGAGGCAGAACUGCAGCUGGGCCGGGGACACGCAAGAAGCAAUGGCCCAGCAGACGCAAGAGCCGAGCCCAGGCCUAGAGGUGGGCGCGUCCACCCCAGUGGGCAGGCGGGCGGCGCCGUGUGCAGGAGCAGGUUGAGCCCCUCCCUGUCCCUGCCGCCCAUUUCUUCCCUGCAGGCUGUCCCUGACCCCGUGCCCAGCCCUGGCCAGAUCCCAGGGGCCCACAGCAUCCGCUGCCCCGCCAGGUGGGGGAGGGGCCCUCUCCCUGGCACCCUGGCCCUGACCUUGGUAAUUGGCACCCUUGCCCCUGUAGACGGCCCCUCCCUCCUCUGCUGACAGGUCCUGCAAAGGGAGGGGUUGAUAAAAAGCCAUGGGUUUAAUCCCGGGCCCGUCCCUGGCCAUUCCCGGGUCCCAACCUUUCUGACUGUGAAGCGGGGACAGUGACGUCUCCGUCCUCAGGGCCUUCCCGCAUCUCGCAGGCCCUGGGCUGCGUCGGGUGCGAGGAGAGCGGACUCCCUGCCACCCUCCCAGUAGUAGCUUUAUCUGGCCCCGUUCCUGCUGCUUCAGGGCCUCCACCGCCGAGGCUCCCGUGGGGCUGCCUGCCCGUGGCUCUGCCUACGGAAGGGGCUUAGUGCAUGUGCCUGCCCCAGCCCUGCUGUUUUCAUUGGAACUGAGAAAGCAGCCUUGACCCUGCCCCGUGGUGCAGGGCCCCGGCCUACUCAGCGCCCCUCAGAGAGCAGGAGCUCCUCUGGAGAGGGAUGUGUGACAGGGCUGGAGAGGGGGCCUCUGGCCGCAGUGGUUUCUAGGUCCCUCUGGUGUCAGUGUGUCUGUCCCCUGGCCUGGACAGUGCGGGCAACUGCCCAGCCCCGUCUCCUCUGGCUCAGUGACCGCAUUAUUUAUGUGGGGCCGUGCGGGCACGGGCCCGCCGCCAUCCGUUUCUCUUAUUUAUUGAACCUUGGCUCUUGCCCUGCCCCCGCCCCGUCUGUUGAGUAAUAAAAGGUGGGAAAGUUGUGUCA
Phacochoerus africanus (Common warthog) is the source of this 4521-nucleotide messenger RNA. RefSeq names its product RELT TNF receptor (gene RELT). Gene Ontology annotation, molecular function: protein binding. The transcript has 10 exons. Lineage: Eukaryota; Metazoa; Chordata; Mammalia; Artiodactyla; Suidae. The record is from RefSeq and is a predicted model, not a curated record. Gene Ontology annotation, biological process: amelogenesis; apoptotic process. Bases 1824 to 3446 code for a protein of 540 amino acids.